AUGGCGAAUGUCACCCCUAACGCCUUCGCGGCCGGGAUAUUAUUAUCAGGAGUGCUCCUCGUGUCAGUGGCUCUUCGAUGGCUCUACAAUAUCUUCCUGCACCCCCUGCGCAGGUUCCCCGGUCCCAUUGCCCACCGCGCCUCUGUCCUCCCGGUCGCGCUCAAAGUAGCCCUAGGCAGAUGGACCACCGAACUCCUGCCGCUCACCGAGAAGUUCGGCCCCGUGGUUCGAGUGGCGCCGAACGAGCUGGUCUUUACGGACCCGGAUGCAUGGAAGGAUAUCUACGGCUACCAGAACGGCGCCCUGGCCAAGGGCGAGGAAUUCCCAAAGGCCCCCUCCUUCUACCGCAACCGCGGCGUCCCGCCGUCGAUCGUCUCGGAGACCCGCGAGAACCACGCCCUCCUCAGGCGGCAGAUGAGCCCCGGGUUCAGCGACCGGAGCCUGCGGGGCCAGGAGGCGAUCGUCAGCGGGUACGCGGACCUGCUGGUCGGGCGGCUGCGGGAGCGGUGCGGCGGACCCGCCUACAGCUACGGGGAUAGGACAAAGACGGACGAGAGCGGCUCACCGCUGCUGGCUGCUGGUCCGGACCGCCCCUCCCGGGCUGCCGUCGACAUGCGCCUCUGGUUCCUGUACGUGACGUUCGACAUCAUCGGGGACCUGGCGUUCGGCGAGAGCUUCGGGUGCCUCGAGAACGGGCGGGCGACCGGGCGCGUCAGCGGCAUCGAGAGGGGCCUCCGGGCGCAGGGGCUGAACUACGCGCUCAAGCUGCUGGGCAUGGAGAGGCUUGUCAAGUGGGUGCGGCGGAUGGCCCUGAAGGUUGAGCGGCCUGACUUGAUCGGGGGCUUGUUAAAGAAGCAGGAUGAGUGGGAACUGCCGAUGAAAACGCUAAUGAUCAACUCCAUGGUCCUGAUUGUGGCAGGCUCCGACACGGCGGCGACUCUGCUCUCGGGGCUCUUGUACCUGCUUCUCAGAAACCCUGGGUGCUUGGGGAAGAUCACUCAUGAGAUCCGGUCUGCGUUCAAUUCAGAGGAUGAGAUCAGUUUCUCGUCUGUCCAGUAUCUCCCUUAUAUGUUUGCCUGUAUCAGAGAGGCCUUGAGAUGCUACCCACCAGUACCGGGCAGCACCCUCCGUGUCGUACCCAAAGGCGGAGCCAACAUUGCCGGCCACUUUGUGCCAGAAGGGACUACGGUGAGCGUUGCGCAGUGGCCUACAUACCACAGCACGAGGAACUUCAGCCAGCCCUUCAGCUUCCAGCCGGAGCGGUUUCUCCAGCCUGAGAAAUAUCCAAACGACAGGCCAGAGGCGAUACAGCCAUUUGGUAUAGGUUACCUUGCGUACGCCGAGGUGAAAUUGAUCCUGGCCAAGAUACUGUACAAUUUCAACAUGGAGCUGGUGGACCCCGACGAGGACUGGAUGGACCAAAAGGCCUUCUUCAUAUGGACAAAGCCGCCCUUGAACGUCUACCUGACACCAGCAAGGUAA
Messenger RNA from Diaporthe batatas, 1482 nucleotides. RefSeq lists its product as uncharacterized. The transcript is spliced from 7 exons. The record is from RefSeq and is a predicted model, not a curated record. The coding region runs from base 1 to 1482 and encodes 493 amino acids. Lineage: Eukaryota; Fungi; Ascomycota; Sordariomycetes; Diaporthales; Diaporthaceae. Gene Ontology annotation, molecular function: iron ion binding; heme binding; monooxygenase activity.